Messenger RNA from Dipodomys ordii (Ord's kangaroo rat), 801 nucleotides. RefSeq lists its product as uncharacterized. The record is from RefSeq and is a predicted model, not a curated record. The coding region runs from base 1 to 801 and encodes 266 amino acids. NCBI's taxonomy places the organism in Eukaryota, Metazoa, Chordata, Mammalia, Rodentia, Heteromyidae. The transcript has 3 exons.
AUGUGCGACUACGUACGGAAAAUGUACAGUCUUGGAUUUCAAGGCUUCCUGUCCUCUGACCUGAGCGAGGUAGAAACUCAGAAGCACACAGAAUGCUUCCAUGGGGCUUUCUCACAGGAUGGGCUAGAGAUGGGCAUGUUAGCACUAGAAAUGAAGCAAGGAAGGUUUGAGUUAACUGCCCUGGUUUGUACGUACGUCACUUGGGCCCUGGGCAUUAUCUUAGCCAUUAGUCGACAUUGGCGAAUCUGGGAAUUUGAUGCCAAGGAGGUCCAGAUCGUUUUCAUCGGGCUCUGGAAAGUUUAUUACUACCAGAAGGUGAACGGCACCGACUCUCUGAUCGGUGUGACCAUGCACACCGGCGGCAACCAAAGCUGGAUCAUCCCCCCCGAAAUUCAGUAUGGACGAGAUCUCAUCCUCCUAGCCAACUUCAUGAAAUCGGUAGUCCUAAUCUUCAGCACGGAGGCCAUCUUAGUGAGCUGGAUUAAGGCCCCGUAUCCCGAUUUCUUGAGGUCGCACUAUAACAUUUCUGUAUUGUUUCUUCUGCUGAGCAGCUUUUGCACGCUGACUGCGGUGUUCUGGAAUCAUAUUGUCGAUUUUUAUGGCCACACCACCUUCCAAUUUAUGAGCACAUUCCCCGUUCAAAAAGAAGAGCUGUAUCUGAAGCACUUCUCUUAUGUACUCCCCCUGGGGAUCUUCACGGUCACCCUGUCUGUCUCGACCGCAGCCAUGUUCAUCUAUGAGAUUUGCGCCCUGAGAGAGAUGGCCCAGAUAUCUCAGGCGCUGGUUAAAUUCAAGCCCUAA